Messenger RNA from Cuculus canorus (common cuckoo), 4152 nucleotides. It is a transcript of the gene ARSK, whose product is annotated as arylsulfatase family member K. The coding region runs from base 59 to 1630 and encodes 523 amino acids. The transcript has 8 exons. Lineage: Eukaryota; Metazoa; Chordata; Aves; Cuculiformes; Cuculidae. The record is from RefSeq and is a predicted model, not a curated record.
GCAUGCCGGGAGAUGUAGUCCCACGGGUCCGGCGGAAGGAGCUGACGGGGCUGGGGCGAUGCGAGGUCCGGUGCCGUGGGCCGCCCUGGCGCUGCUCCUCGCCGCCCCCGCGGCGGGGCAGCCGCGGCCCAGCGUGGUGCUGGUGGCGAGCGACUCCAUGGAUGGACGCUUGACAUUUUAUCCAGGAAAUCAGACUGUGGAUUUGCCAUCCAUAAAUUUUAUGAAAAGAUAUGGCACUGUCUUUCUCAACGCCUACACCAAUUCUCCGAUUUGUUGUCCUUCCCGUGCAGCUAUGUGGAGUGGUCUUUUCACUCAUUUGACAGAAUCUUGGAAUAAUUUCAAAGGCCUGGAUCCAGAUUACGUGACGUGGAUGGAUCUGAUGGAAAAGCAUGGCUACCACACGCAGAAGUACGGGAAAUUGGACUACACUUCUGGACACCAUUCAAUAAGUAACCGCGUGGAAGCCUGGACUAGGGAUGUUGACUUCCUCCUCCGACAAGAAGGGAGACCCAUGGUGAAUCUUACCAGUGAUAGGAAGCGUGUGAGAGUGAUGGAAGCAGAUUGGCAGAAUACAGAUAAAGCAGUAAACUGGAUAAAGGAAGGAGCCAUUAACCUGACUCAACCAUUUGUUCUUUACUUGGGACUGAAUUUACCACACCCAUAUCCAUCACCCUCCACAGGAGAAAAUUUUGGGUCCUCUACAUUUUUGACAUCUCCCUAUUGGCUUGAAAAGGUAGCCUAUGAAGCUAUUAAAAUACCCAAGUGGUCUUCUCUUUCAGAGAUGCAUCCAGUAGACUAUUACUCGUCUUACACCAAGAAUUGCACAGGAGAGUUUACACAGCAAGAAGUAAGAAAUAUCAGAGCGUUUUAUUAUGCCAUGUGUGCCGAGACAGAUGCCAUGCUGGGUGAGAUUAUUUCAGCUCUCAGAGAUACUGGGCUGCUUAAGAAAACAGUUGUCAUAUUCACUGCAGAUCAUGGAGAACUUGCUAUGGAGCAUCGGCAGUUCUACAAAAUGAGCAUGUAUGAAGGAAGUUCCCAUGUCCCUCUUCUAGUUAUGGGGCCAGGUAUGAAAGAGCAGCAGCAAGUACCACAUCUGGUGUCUCUCGUGGAUAUAUAUCCUACGAUGCUUGACAUAGCCAGAAUUCCUGUGCCGCAAAACCUCAGUGGAUAUUCUCUUCUACCGCUGCUCUGUAGCAAGGCUGAGAAUGAAGUCUCACCCAGUCGGCCUCGGCCUUCAUGGGUGUUGAGUGAGUUCCACGGGUGCAAUGUGAAUUCUUCUACAUACAUGCUUCGAACAGGCAAAUGGAAAUAUAUCACGUACUCAGAUGGCCAGUCCAUUCUCCCACAGCUGUUUGACCUUUCUGCUGAUCCAGAUGAGCUAACAAAUGUUGCCAUAAAAUUCCCAGUAGUCGUACAUUCCUUGGACAAAAUACUCCACUCUAUAGUGAAUUACCCGAAGGUUUCUUCUUCUGUGCAGGAAUACAACAAGAGACAGUUUAUCAGCUGGAAACAAAGUUUGGGUCAGAAUUACUCAAAUGUUAUUGCCCACCUUAGGUGGCAUCAAGACUGGUUAAAGGACCCAAAAAAAUAUGAGAGUGCGAUUGACAGGUGGCUUAGUAGAAGUAAGUAAACAAAACCAACGUACGUUUAAUACGACUGGGGAUAUGAAACGUUCUGCAUGACAUUAUGCUGUACUUCAAGUGUUGGAAUUCUUGUCUUAUAUAAAGCUAUUGAAGGCAAAGAUGCCCAAACAAUUACCGCUUUGUGUUAAAGAGCCAAAAGCAUUUUAUAUAACCAGCCAGCACAACCGAUCUUGAUUUUUACACGUUAAAUUCUGUAAGAGUCAAAUAUGCAUAGAAAGGAUAGGACGUAAGAACUAAUUCUGUGUAUGGAAUACUUAACUGUUUGCCAAAAUGCUAUAGGGCUUAGAAUAUAAUCAGGAAGUUAACAACCAAUAUUGGUCUGUAUGUAUCAUAGACACAUAGAAUUGUUUCAUUGAGAAAGACCUUUGUGAUCAUUGAGUCCUGCUCUUCUCCAGACUAAUCAGCCCCAGGUCCCUCAGCCGCCUCUCAUAAUCCUCUCAAGCCCCUUCCCCAGCUCUGUUCACUUCUCCUGACGUGCUCCAGCCCCUAAAUGUCCUUGAAGCAAGGGGCCCAAAACUAAACCCAGAAUUCAAGGUGGGCUUCACCAGUGCUGAGUCCAGGGGCACAAUCCCUUCCCUGCUCCUGCUGGCAAACAGAUGCAGUUUAUUCAAGUACUUACUGUGCCAGCAUUCAUUUUUACAUGAUUGAUGCCCGGAUCUUUUCAAGAUCUGCCUUCUCAUCUUUUACUUUUGGAUCUGGAACUUAAACCACUCCUUGCUUCAUAAUAUACCUCAUUGAAUGUGUGUGCAAGUGAAGAGGAAUCUGGUCUCUGGUCACUGUUGGGAAUUAAAAAAGACCACACCAAACCAGUCCCUUUGACCGAAACCUGGGAGCAGAGCAGUUCUCUGAAUAGUGAUAGUGUAGUUUGCAUAGUGCAGAUUGGAAUCCAUCUUGGUUGUCUGGUUGGGUUCUGCGGGUGAAUGUUCUAACAUGCGUCAGCAAGUGGAGAAUUGGAACCUGAGAUGCAUACAAAGGAGGUGCAAGUGAGGCUUGCAGAAAAUUUAACAGAAAAAUGCUGGUUUAUGUUUUUCCAGGAAUGUAAUUAAAAAAUGAAGGAGUUUCGGAAGAAGGUAUGGUUUAGCUCAAACUCCUCUGCUUAAGGAAAAAUGUAAUCGUAGCAGCAUUUACACCUGUUUGUUCUUGAACACAGUUGGUGCUGCUAUAGUAACAGGGCAGUAUGACAUUAUACUUUUUACUUAAGUAUUUUCUGUAAUGAAACACUCAGCAGUAGCAGUAAGCUAGUGAAAAUAAACAUGAAAAAAUCCUGCAUUUUCUGAUGGUGAAGCACUCCACAUGUGUUUGUAAACAACUUGCCACUUUGUGAACUAGGUACAUACUUAUAAGUGUUUUGGCUAUUUUGUAUUUUUGUAUCUAUAGAACAUUAACGCUGACCUUUUCCUGCUUACUCCUACAGCAGAAUUUUUUCCUUUCUUAAGAUUUUGUAGACAAGGAACAAAUUAAUAAUUAAUAAACCCCUUCAAACACUGUGGUGUAUGUUCUUAUAAUUCCAGCUAAAAUUGUUACAGAUCAUAGAAUCAUAGAGCCAUGGAACAGUUUGGGUUGGAAGGGACCUCAAAGGACAUCCAACUCCAAUGCCCUGCCAUGGGCAGGGACACCUCCCACUGGAUCAGAGGCUCAAGGCCCCAUCCAGCCUGGCCUUGAACACCUCCAGGGAUGAGGCAGCCACGGCUUCUCUGCGCAACCUGGACCAGGGCCUCACCACCCUCAUUUGGAAGAAUUUCUUCCUAAUGUCUCAUCUAAAUCUUCCCCCUCAUCCUAUUAGUCCAGGCCAUUGUAAAAAGUCCUUCCCCAGCUGUUCUUGAGCCCCUUUCAGCACUGGAAGUUGCUCUAAGGUCUCCCCACAGCCUUCUCUUCUCCAGGCUAAACAACGCCAAAUCUCUCAGCUUGGUUUCAUAGAGGAGACGCUCCAGCCUUUACAUCAUCAAUGUGGCCUACUCUGGAACUGUUCCAACUGUUCCAUGUCCUUCCUGUACUGAGGACUCCAGAAAUAAAUCCAGAAUUCCAGGUGGAGUCUCAGCAGAGGGGAGCAGAGUGGCAGAAUCCCCUCCCUCGCGCUCCUGGUCCCACUGCUUUGGAUGGAGCUCAAGACACGGGUGUUUUCUGGGCUUUGAGCACAUGUUGCUAGCUUGUGUUGAGCUUCUCAUUUCCAGCACCCCAAAUCCUUCUCCUCAGGGCUGCUCUCAAUUAUUUUGUCCCCUCUAUUGAAACCAUGGAUCGCCUCAACCCAGGUGCAGGACCUUGCCCUUGGUCUUGUUGAACCUCUUGAGGUUCACACAGCCCCACUUCUCCAAGCUGUCCUGGUCCCACUGGAUGUCAUUCCAUCCUUCUGGUCGUGAUAGUGAUGAAAUAAUAUAAACAAAGAACGGGGUGAUGUAAAGCGGCUGCAUAAGUAGAGAAAGUAGAUGUAUUGUUAUGAAGGCUCAUUCAGCGGCAAAAAGAACAAAUAAGUCAGUCACUUUCCAGAGGUCUGGACAGGACACAGUGAUUG